Molecule: messenger RNA, 1026 nt
Organism: Engraulis encrasicolus (European anchovy)
Lineage: Eukaryota; Metazoa; Chordata; Actinopteri; Clupeiformes; Engraulidae
Exons: 4
Coding region: 1-1026 (341 amino acids)
Source: RefSeq, a predicted model, not a curated record
AUGGCAAAAGGCCGAAGUGGAGCAGAGUUGUUCUGCUGUGACAACACCGAGUGCAACGCCGUAGUUGUCUAUUAUCCUUCCAAGCCUAGGGGUGAGACAACUGUGUGUCCAGACGACACAGCUGGCAUUAUCCAGGCGAUUGCUGAAAAGAAGUGGAACUGGGCCGCCAAACAAAUCAUAAGGCACAAGGACUUGUUUGGACCUCUCACUGAAAGCAUCCAGCAGGUCAUAGAGGAUGACUGCAAAAAGAUCUGCAAUCCAUUCACAGGCUUCAUGCUGUCAAAAACAUCUGCUGAAGAUCUGAAAGCAUUUUCCUUUGACAAAUUGCAGGAAGACUUCCAGCGCGUGUCACCAUUUCUUUUUUCCAUUUUUCUCACCAUCACCAAACAGUCUGCAAAUGCUGCCUGUGCUGCAGCAUCUAUCGCUCUUAAAGGCAGAGAUAACCGCUUAUCAGCCUUUGCUUACUAUGUGAACAAUGUCCUGCAGUAUGCUGGGGUGAAGAAGGCAGCAUUUAAAAGGCUUGGCAAGUUGGGCAUUACUACGUCAUACUCCAGUGCUAUCAAGAAGCAAAAAGAACUGGCAAAAACAUGUGGGGAGGACUUUCAAACACUGAAAGUAGCCAUCGAAAUCUGCCUCCAAGAGAGAAUGGAAGAGACCAGCAGAGCCACUGCCUUGGCUUCAGUUCCAGGGAGUGAAGGUUCCGAAGUGGCUACUGGGUCCAGCACACCAGAGACAGAGACACCGAAUGUUGCUGUGAGAGACCUGGAUGUAGCUAUGCAUGGCUUGAACCAGCAUGCAUUGUCAGAUAGCCAAACGCUAAGCGUUCAGGAGACCAUCACUGUCACAGAGCAGGAUACUUGCAUCACCACUACUCCAUCACAGGAAGACCAGCAGUUGGGAUCUGACGAUGUCACAGCGGUGUCAGUCUUCAGUGCUGUAACAGGCACUGAAAUGGUGGACCUGGGUGUAGCAGUGUUGCCCACAGAAGCGCCUUCAGAGCAAAGCUCUCCUCCCCCUAACCCCUAA